Molecule: messenger RNA, 7246 nt
Organism: Amoebophrya sp. A120
Lineage: Eukaryota; Dinophyceae; Syndiniales; Amoebophryaceae
Source: the annotation of a GenBank genome assembly
CCCAGCUGCUGAUACAAAAGAAGAAUGAGUGUUCACAAAUGAAACAUGAUCCGCUUCCUGAUGAGCCGUCGACGUCGCUGUGGCCGGCGUCCUCGAACAAGAUAUUGACGUGUACUACACAGUUGUCUCCGUUCCGCAUAAGGUCCUGGUGAUUCUACUGCCAGUUGUUCGCCACCCUCAUCUGCAGCAGCAGAGAGUUGUAAUAUGGUGCGCAGCUCCACGUCCACGCGGCCGCACCCAUGCGCGCAUCGCUGUGCUGGGCUGAACUGGGCAUGCUCGUCCUCGACCGCGACUACGCGCAAGGCAAGAACAUCAACGUCGCAUAUUACCCUCUCAACAUCUCCAACCGGGGGUUGUUGUUUGUUUGCGAUGAUCAGCGCUUUCUUCUUGAGGGUGACAGCCGCCAUCUCCCUGUCUAGCACAACAGCAACCCGCAGUAGGCUACCAGAACGUGCCCCGCCAAUGAUCGUGGUCAGCUUGAGCCGACUCGUGCCGCCGCACAGCCGGAGAACCGAGACCGGAAAUCGCUGGCUGCUGACGUCGCAGAGGCAAGAAAACGGGGCGGAGCGACAGGACGAGACAGAGGCGACGGAGACGAGCAAUUUCCAUGCGGCACCAGCGUCUGGUCGUAUUACUCCCAGAUACUUAAUUAGCGGCCCUGUCAUAAGUCCGGACAUUUCACUCCUUGUCACAUACCCAACGCUGCAGAAAAUAAAAAUUUAAAUAAGUCGGAACGUGUCCAGGAGGUGCGUCUGCAGCUACUCGCUCUUGUGCAGCCGGCGCGCUUCCUUUAGUUCCGUACAACAAAAGAAGCAAGAGGCUUGUUUACAAGAAGCCUACGCUUUAUCAGUGGCGUAGGCUUCUGAAGCAGCUUGCACAGGAAAGUAAGAGCGCGACGGUAUAAGUAGAAACAGCCAGCCAAAGAAAGCUCUCGACAGCUCGGAAACCUUAGUCCCCGUCGGCUGCCACCCAAUGCAGUGCGCCGGGCGGCUUUGGUGUUUGUGUUUCCGUAUAAUGAACCACGCAAGCGCGUUGCGCAUUUGCAACGCCUGUUUCUUUGUCUAUCGGCGCCGCAAUUGCAACACCUUGCACAGUGUAGGCAUCAGGAAUACACAAACGUGCCAAAAUAAGAAAACUGAUAGUCCGCACAUUUCUACAGGUUGUGACUGUAGGUGCGCGCAGUGUAGUAAGUAAGCGGGCAGCUCUCGUUCUGGACCUGGAUGCGCCACGUUGCGCUGUACUGACUCAAUACUCAGGUAAGUGCUACGCGGGGACGGCUGCUCUGCGGGGGGACUGCUGGAUGGAAGCUCAGGAGGAACAUUUGCGCGGGGAGUAUUGGGGCAUGAAUUUCGAACGAGCAGCCCUCUGAAGCGCAUCAAAGCAGUGCGCGCGUACUUAGACGUAGAAAAAUAGGUGGGCAAGCAGCAGAUAGGCUGCAAUGCUCGGGGGCUCGCGGGAUAUAUUUAUGGGCACUGUAAGCAAAAGAAAAAAAGCCCGGGUAGGAAAAAUGCAAUUUGCGUUUUUUCCUACCCGGGGUUUUUAUUUUCAAAACCCCGGGGAGGAAAUAUUUAUCCGCUGCUCUGCACGUCUGUGAGGGUGAUAACAGCUGAUAAAUAUUUCCUACCCGGGGUUUUGAAAAAAAAAACCCCGGGUAGGAAAAAGUUCAAAACUCAUAUUUCCUACCCGGGCUUUUUAUUUUCAAAACCUCGUAUAGCCCCUCCGAAAUCUGGGCGGCGCGGCAGCGCCGCGAAAUUUUUUUUUUGGAUCGCGGAGAGCUAUGUGAGGUUUUGAAAGCCAAAACCUCGCAUAGCCCCCUCGAAAUUUGGGCGGCGCGGAAGAUUUUUUUUUUUUGGUUCGCGGAGGGGUAUGUGAGGUUUUGAGACAGAGGCGACGGAGACGAGCAAUUUCCAUGCGGCACCAGCGUCUGGUCGUAUUAGAAGUAGUAUUUGGGGCUCGCGCCGCCGUGUUGGCACAACGGCGCGGGGAUCUGCACAUAACAAUAGAAAAGCAGUACUGCAGCAACUAGAAACAGUUCGAAGAGGCUUGGCCGAAGAGCUGGGGCGUGCUUUGGGGCUGGCUGUUCCCGGAAGGGCAGCCAACGCACUAACGCCGCGCGAUGAUGGCAAACAGCUUGAUGGCAACAAAGUACAAAAACAAAAAGGAAGAGCACGCGCAGCCAGGAACAUAAAAUGAAUAAGAAAAGGCGGCCAGCAGAGCGACCGGCCCACCAACUGCAGCCCAACGCCUAGCGCGCCAGAUCCGGCCGGCCUCUGUAGUGCCAAAAGCCGGGUCAGGUAGAGGUAGAUAAGAGCACGCGCCUCCGCUUGGUGCGCCUCACGGUAGUCGUGCCGUCUACCUUCUAGGAAAUGGAAAGCAGACCCGCGCCGGGCGGCCUCCCCUCCAGGAGGCUACUAGGGCGAGAACGCCAGCGAACCCUUGGGGCCCGCAGGUAGGUUUCGUUUUUGCUUUUAGGUGCGGCGGCUCACAUCUGCUGCAUUCGCAUUAGCCCCCCGCUGUGCGCCGAGAGUUUCUCUUGCGUAUGGUCUUGGGCUUGUUGUGUGCAUGCUUUUCCAUCCGGGCUGCCCUUCGGCGAGGCUUGGCCCGAUGCCCUGUAGCAAGCAGCAGGACCACGCAGCUGCUGGCGGUUGCCUCCCAACAAAUCUAAGUAAGAGGCACGCCUGUCAGUGGUGUUUUUGAGUUUUACUCUCGGCACCGGCGGCCACGCCUCACAGCAUGGAGGCAACAACCAUGCGGCUGGUUGUUUCUGAUGUGUCAGCCAAAGCCCUAUCGCGGUUGGUUCGGUGUUUCUGUGCUCCCGGUGUCGGGUUUCCUAGGUAAGCACCAGGGGCAGUAGGCCCGCCGGGUAGCUGCGGCUGCUUCCCCAAAUAGUUCGCAGCUCGUUUACGUUUUAGAAGCAAAAAGAAUGCUUUUGGCCGUUGAGCUGUAGGGGUCAGCUGUAGGCGCGAGCUCUAGAGAUGAGGCUAUAGAGCAUCGCCGGCCACCUGUAGAGGGUUUUGGGCCUCUAGAGGUCAGGCCCGUAAUCGACCUCCAGAUCUUCUCUCAGGACGAGACAGAGGCGACGGAGACGAGCAAUUUCCAUGCGGCACCAGCGUCUGGUCGUAUUAGAAGUAGUACUGCAACAUCUACGAAUCAACAUUUUCCAGGACAAGAACGUCCCUCAGCAGGAGGAGCUUCGGCAUCAUCUUUCUCACAAGAAAGAGGCUGUGAUCAUAGUCGUACAACAGCGCGUACGAGAACCAACGACCCAUUGCGACGAGGAAUUUUAGCUCCCGCCGCAAAAACCGGAGGUGUGGUCCCGUAUGUUCUUGAUCCUCCCCAGUUAAUAUCGUACCAGGAGCCAACGCGAGGACCUGCUGGUGUGCAAAAGGAAAAGCAGAACCCCUGCGGCCCUGGUUGGACACCCUACAAUCAGGAUAUCGAGAUGGUGACGAACUCCGACGACGGAACUGCGGGGAGAUUGUUCAUCCCUACCUCGGGCAGCGCAAAUGGCCACCGGCUUUCGUCCCAAGAUGAGACCGAUUAUACCUACUUCGUUGACGAAGUGAUCGAUGGUGUGCCAGUCGGAGCAGCAGCGGGAGGAAUGGGACAAGACCAGCACUAUUUUCCCGGCGGCCAAGAAGAAGCAGAAGCAGAGCAAGGGCAGAUCGGGAACAACCUGCAUGGUACACCAGGAACAAGCGCACGCACCGGUGUGGUCAGCACGACUGAAGGUCGCAAAAUAAAUAACCUGCGACAGCUAGGACAUCAAGAGGACACAGCAACUGCGUCAAGUUCAUCUCGCCACCAUCAUCAAACCUGUAGUUGCGAACAGCUCGCCGAGUGGUCUUCUUCUGAUGUUGUUGAAAAUGUGCCUCUAGACUCCGGCGAGCAACAGAAACAGGCCGCGACACAAUCCGAAAUGCGGAAUUUGAUGCUACGCGACAUCGUCUCGGAGUACGGGGUGCCACUGCUAGCAAGGGGAGCAACAGCGUCUUCGACGCCUGGGCCGACGAUGUCAAGUGGUAGCGGUGAAGAUCGUUCUAAGUCCUCUGAAACACUGGAUAAAAAUACGUCGUCCUCUUCCACGGGCAGCUCUGUAGUUGGGUCGGCUGGCCCAGGACAUCUGCAAGCGCAACAGGCUUGCUCAGUGAGAGAAGCACUAUCGCAGCGGCACGGUCCUAGUAGUCCACGACUUGAGCCUCGUGCUGCGCAAAGAGAAUUAUCGACCGCGCAGCAGCAGGUGGAAGAUAAAGCAUUACUAUUACAUGAGUCAUCAAGUGGACCAGUAGGACAGUCGAGUUCAUCAAGUAGACCAGUAGGACAGUCGAGUUCGAUGGGGCAAAAGCAAAGCAGUGCCAAUUCCUCCAGUUGCUGGACGGUUUCUGAAACGGAGGAUGAUGAUCCUGACACUCGUAUCCUGAGUAAAAACGUACCCACACCAGAGUUGUAAUGCAGAUUUGCAAAGACAGGAAGACUUGCAAUGCGCAUCCCCAUGAGAGCCAUUUCCAAUCGUGUUGUGGAAUUUUUGAUGCUAUGAACAGGAUGAGCAGAUGAGUCUGUAAUGCGGCUGCACUUGCUAACCUGAACUACACUGCAUAGUGCAACUUGUGAUGCGUGACUCACAAAGCGCCUAGGUUUGUGUUGCAAAAUCCCCACUCUGACUCUGGUGUGAGUACGUUUUUACUCAGGAUAACUCGUCCAAGGAGCAACGACGACGUCAACUCGCAGCGGCCAAUUAGCGACGGUACUGCUUCGGAGGAGGCCUUCAGCCGCAGUGUGGAUAUCAAAUGUAAAAAUGUCUGGGUCUGCGUCUGGAAACUUGUGAUGCUGGGUGGCGUCUCUUGAUGAGGCCACAAAUGCUGGCUCAGCAUGGCAAUUUUCUGAGCUUCUGGGUGUUUUGCUUAUUCUGCAUGACAAACUGCGUCUCUGCAUCACAGAAAAGUGGAGCCCUUGGGUAACGUGCAUGACAGAUUUCAGAGUUAUGCCAGACAAGCACGACAAACAUGCAUUCUUCCAGACCCAGACGUUUUUGCGUUUGAUAGUGGAGCUUUACCGGCAAAUCACCUCUGCGUAUUCCACAGAAAAAAGCUGGCAGGGCAUAUUUCUUGUAAUGCAAAAAUAAAUACACAGAAAAAUCUGUCAUGGGCGACCUCGCAGCAUGCUGUUUAGAAUACGCAAUACAGAUUUUUUGUGUAUUUAUUUUUGCAUUACAAAUGUGACCUGCCCGCUUUUUUCUGUGAGAUACUGCGACGUCUACAUGCUCAUCUUUGGCAAACUACGUCAUGUUGCAGCAGCAACAGAGCCGCCAACAGGAGAACGCAAUGUUCUUGGACCACGACGACGAGCAGCUUUCCACCUUAUCUUCGAUCUUUCAACUACCGUUUGCUGAGAUAAUUUCGACACCAGCAGCAAUCCUCCCUGCCGCGACGAACAACCGCGACGGAGCUGCCGCUGCCGGGUCUGCCUAUCAAAACGCGUGCGCCCUGGCCAGUGGGCUGAUGGACUUUCGUGCAGGCUUGCUGGAAUUACGUGCGCGGUUGCUGCUGGACCACAAUUAUGCAUUGCAAAAGCAUUGUACUAGUAUGAAUUGCAUUACAAAUUUGCUCAGCAUGAGAAAUAAGAUUUGUCAUGCUGUUUUACCUUUGGAUGGAGAUUUGUAAUGCACAACUGCGAUUACUACGAGUGCGAUACUUUUGCAUUGCAUAACAAUCGCCUGGUCGAGUCGGUACCAGCGUCCUCCUCGAGUAGCAUAAUGGUGGGCCAACAACGCUUGAACUACAGGGCUUCAGAUCUGCCUCAUGUUCUUGGGGGAGGACAUCUACAACUCCACGAUGGUGGUACAAGAAGACCCACGUCUACUUCACGACCCGCGUCGGGCGUGGGUUCUUCAUCUUCUCGCACUGGAGGUAUUUUUAAUGAUGGUCACCAGCAUGAUGGCAUCAACUACGCUGCAGAAUUGAGAUCAACAAGCGUGAACACCAACGCAGUCCCGCUCCCGGCGGCGCCGUCGCAGGCGGGUGCUGAACCUGGUAUUUGGGGGUCUGAUCCCCAGGUGCACCGAAACGCGAUCCACGCAAUAGAUUUGUGCGUUCCCAUUGCUGAGUAUGGGAGUGAGCAAUUUAUUUUCCCCUCGUGGUUCCCCGGGUUUGUCAUGCAAAAUGCGCAACUCAGAGUCAGAUUCACUCAUCUCGAUGCCGUCGAGCGGUGCUUGCAUGCCAAGUAAAAGUUCCGGCGGGAGACGAAGUAGGUAAUACCUCUACGGCCCGGCCGUGAAUUUGUCAUGCCAAAGCUACCAACGUGUUGCGCCUCGUUCCGUUGCUGCUGAUGCCUUUCUAUGUGUAUGUAUCAUAUGAAAUUUGUAAUAUCAUGUUGCGGCGGGGGAACUACCAGGGUAGAAGUUCUGCGCAUUGUCAUACAGGGAGAGUCGCCUGCAGGUUAGCGGUCAGACCUCCCGGACCUUUUUACAACCUCCAGAGUGGAGCAUCAUUGCGAGGAACCUAGUAUGUAUAACGGGGAAGUAAACUACAACCUCCACCAGCAGUGGUGAGGCGCUUGUGGUGUGAGUAAUUUCUGCGAAAAAAAAUCUCAGAUAAAGUAAGUAGCUUUUAGCUGAUGUAGCACUAAUGUUUCGAUUCAAAAUGUGAGAAUUUCAAGUUGGCUUUUUGGGAGAUAAAACGGAGCAAAAAUCUUUCAUUUAAUCAGUUUUUGCUUUCCUCAACGGACGACAAAUGCACUUGUAUUUUUCCGCAGGGCGGAGUCCGUGCCAUGAAUAUACAAAAGGAUAAUUUUGGCUUUCGCCAAGUUCAGCAUUGUGGCCCAAGCCCGCCUCGUUUGCUAAAACUCGUUUUUAUUUUGACCGAUCGAAUUUUAAUCUUAUUUUCAAAUCGAUCGAGACCAGCUCGAACCAAAUAUCAUCAUAUUUUCAAAAAAAGCCACCUCGAAAAUUCGAUCUAGCUGUUGUAGGCUUUUCCAUUAUCGUGUUGUAGGAGGUAUCGCAAACCUGCUCAUAACAGCGCUUGACGCGCUUCUAGUCUUCUGGUCGUGUGGACUAGGUCGUAUUUUUGUCGGCCUCCUACGGUAUGUGUAUUCGUAAAACAAAAUGAAGCAAAAUAAAUGUAUUGCGAAGUAGACACUCUUCGUUACCUUCCUUUCUGUUGAAACAAAAAAGACCAAUAAAAAUUCUUACUCGAUGAUGGGGUCACAAAAGUCCUAAUCUGUUGGUUUUUUUUUGCCACCCAGCCCCGUC